This is a messenger RNA of Homarus americanus (American lobster), 360 nucleotides long. Its product is annotated as carbonyl reductase [NADPH] 3-like. The record is from RefSeq and is a predicted model, not a curated record. NCBI's taxonomy places the organism in Eukaryota, Metazoa, Arthropoda, Malacostraca, Decapoda, Nephropidae. Gene Ontology annotation, molecular function: carbonyl reductase (NADPH) activity.
AGGUACAUUCAGGAGCCGGUGCAUGCCCAGUACAGUCAGUACUUGCCAACAGAAUUUGUGGAACAGCACACAGUUGUCAUGGCUACACGUAUUGCAGUGGUGACUGGGGGCAACAAAGGCAUUGGAUUUGGUAUAGUGAGAGAACUAUGUGGUAACUUUGAUGGUAAAGUUUACCUGACCGCUCGUGAUGAAGGAAGGGGUCGUGCUGCCAUUGAGGAGCUGAGUAAGGUUGGACUUUCUGCUCAUUUUCAUCAGCUUGAUGUUGAUGAUGCAGAGAGUAUUGCUAAUUUGGCUGAUUAUAUCAAGAAGACCUAUGGUGGUUUUGAUGUGCUGGUCAACAAUGCUGCCAUUGCUUAUAAG